AGGGGGAGAGACACGGCGCGCUCGGGGGCGAACCGCUGCUCCGGCUCGCGCUCAAUGGGCUCGAGCACAAAGCGCAGGAAGAAAAGGGCAGAGCGCGAGGCCCCACGGUGGGAAGCCUCGUCUCGUGCCGCACAUGGCUUUUCUCCCACGACGCAAGGGAGGGCUGGCUGCUCUGCGGUGGAACUGGUGAUCCAGGAGUACACGGAGCGGCCGCACGGGCUGCCAACUUUACCCGCCGCUUUCACUCCUGAUACCGUCCACACCAGCCCUCAUGUCCCCGUGGGGGCUCAACAAAAGGCAGCGGCAACACAACUUGACCCGCUUUGUGUUUUAGAAGAGUUAGGUUAGGGACAAUCUCUAUGAGAGGGUGAAGAUAAAUCUCAAACUGACCAUUGCGCAUCUUGCCCCGUGUGUUUGUGUCUGUUUAAACUGCUGUGGUCCAGCAUUCCCAUGUUAACCUGCAUUGGCUCAAACUAAACCUCUGACCCUGCUGGUGUAGCUAAGUGCCUCAGUUGGUCCAACAGCUCUGCUUUACAAUCUCAUGCAGUAUACUGCUUUAUAUUACGCCAAAGUCUGGUUGCGCAAAAAAAUGUUUGUGUCAAAAUGUCUCCACCGGCACGAAAGCGCGCUUUACUUCGUCAGGUUUUGCCCAUAAAAGGCCCUCAAAGCGCUAUUUCUGUGGUGGGGAAUUGCUCGUGGGUAUCUGGACAGGCUGCCCUGUCCGCUCCCUCCUGCCACAGACACUUCUCUUUCUAUCUCCUGCUGUUCGCGCGUCGUUUCGGCUCUCCACGGAAUUUAAACGUCACUCACGGUUGCGCGAAAGACUUCACGCUCCAUGUGUCGCCAGUCCCCUGCCUCGCGCACAUUAAUAUUCCUGUAAGUCUCAGUCAUGAAUAACAAUUACACCGUAUACCGGGGUAGAGGCGGGAGCUCGGUGCUCACACUCAGAGCGGCGGCAGCUCCGGGCGGAGGAAGGUUCUGUAUGGAGCUGUAGACCUGGCCGAGCCUGCAGAUACUGAAGCGCUGCUUUUACCUGGAAUGUGUUUGGCUGUUUCGGCUCAACACGGUCUGUAGCAUCCUGCUGUUUUACCGUAAGCUCGCUUCUGGUACCGGGGAGGCUUUACAGAUGUUAGUGCAUUCCUACUCCACUGCGGAUCGGCAUGACGGCGUCUCGAGCCACAGCUCGCGCCUGUCCCAGCUGGGUUCGGUGUCUCAUGCGGGGCCAUACUCCAGCGCGCCGCCGCUGUCUCAUGCGCCUUCUUCGGACUUCCAGCCGCCAUACUUUCCUCCGCCGUACCAGCCGCUGGCUCACUACCAGAGUCAGGACCCCUACUCCCACGUCAGCGAUCCCUACUCUCUGAACUCCCUGCACCAGAGCCAGCAGGGCGCAUGGGGUGCUCGCCAGCGGCAGGACGCCGCCGGGGACCGGAUGGAGAGCUCGGCUUUGCUGGCUCAGCCCCGGGCCUCGCUGCCUCAGCUGUCCGGGCUGGACCCGCGGCGGGAAUACGGUGGUGUGCGGCGGCCUGAUGUGCUGCUGCACUCCGCUCACCCGGGACUGGAACCCGGUAUGGGAGACGGACUGCUGCACGGGCUGCACGGUAUGGAGGAUGUUCAGACCAUUGAAGACACCAACGGAACGAAUAUAUUGGAUCAAUCUGUAAUUAAGAAAGUCCCUAUGCCUCCCAAGAACAUGGGCUCCCUGAUGCUCGGGAAGGACGGCCUGAUCGGAGGAGUGACCGUGAACAUAAACGAGGUGUUCUGCUCGGUACCGGGCCGCCUGUCGCUGCUCAGCUCCACCUCCAAGUACAAAGUGACCGUAGGGGAGGUGCAGAGGAGACUGUCCCCGCCUGAGUGCCUCAACGCCUCCUUGUUGGGAGGCGUGUUGAGAAGAGCGAAGUCUAAAAACGGUGGGAAAUGUCUGAGGGAAAAGCUGGAGAAGAUCGGGCUGAAUCUACCCGCUGGAAGACGCAAAGCUGCCAAUGUCACGUUACUAACGUCUCUAGUAGAAGGUGAGGCAGUCCACCUGGCCCGGGACUUCGGUUACAUCUGUGAGACGGAGUUUCCCACCAAAGCUGUGAGUGAGUACCUCAAUCGGCAGCACGCCGACCCCAACGAGCUGCACACGAGGAAAAACAUGCUGCUGGCGACAAAACAGCUGUGUAAGGAGUUCACAGACCUGCUGGCCCAGGACAGGACUCCCCUGGGCAACUCAAGGCCCAGCCCCAUCCUGGAGCCUGGCAUCCAGAGCUGCCUCUCCCACUUCUCCUUCAUCACGCAUGGCUUUGGCUCGCCCGCCAUCUGCGCUGCACUCACCGCCCUGCAGAACUACCUCACCGAGGCUCUCAAAGGACUCGACAAGAUGUUUCUCAACAACCCACCCAACAACCGGCACGGGGACGCUGGCAACAAGGCCGGCGACAAAGAGGAGAAGCAGCGGAAAUGAAGCAGGCAAAGGAGGGGAGUGAUGAUGGAGAGCCAAGAGGGAGGCAGACACACAGACAGCGGCGUUACACCGUUACUUCUAGCUUUACACCACUGCGACUGACCUGCCACACACAGGGCUGAGGUGGAGGAGGAGGAAGGGGAAGGCUCAGUGGAGAGAAAAAGGCAGAGGAAGACACCCGUGGGCCAGUGUCAGAGAGCACGGAGGGAUUUUUCAUCUGUGUUACGUUCUUUUCAUUCCCCUGAGGACAUGGUGGUUACUGUGUUACAUCCAUUUCGCUCCCCCUGCCUGCAUCCUGUGAGACUGAGAUGCUGUGAGCAGCCAACAAAUAACAUUGUGUCUGUGUGCCUGAAUGAGUGCUUGUGUUUGUCUUCACACGGAAAAAGCAUUGUGGGUUCAGAGAUUGGGUGACGAGCAUUCUAUCUGUGAAAGAGGUUUGUGUGGUUAUUUAACACAGGUAAGAGGAGGGAGGUUUUUAAUUUAUGUGUGUAAAUAUUUAUUUAUAUUAAUUUAAAUGGAUGGUGGUGUAAAUAGGUGCGCCAGCUAUUUUGGAGUAGGCCUAUUUAUCUGUGAUUUGACCUUUGUGAGCCGGUGGGGGGACAGGACUCAUCCAGUGUUUUUCUGUUCUUAUAGAGCUGUUGUCAUGGUGCUGAUGAUGGGUAGACAUGCUUCUAAUUGUCCAGUGAUUUCAUUUCUAUCAUAUUGAUAAUAAACCAUGUGUUUUAUUAUG
This is a messenger RNA of Acanthochromis polyacanthus (spiny chromis), 3173 nucleotides long. RefSeq names its product transcription factor AP-2 beta (gene tfap2b). Gene Ontology annotation, molecular function: DNA-binding transcription factor activity, RNA polymerase II-specific; RNA polymerase II transcription regulatory region sequence-specific DNA binding. The coding region runs from base 1127 to 2443 and encodes 438 amino acids. The record is from RefSeq and is a predicted model, not a curated record. Gene Ontology annotation, cellular component: nucleus. Gene Ontology annotation, biological process: anatomical structure development; regulation of transcription by RNA polymerase II; regulation of cell population proliferation. NCBI's taxonomy places the organism in Eukaryota, Metazoa, Chordata, Actinopteri, Pomacentridae. The transcript is spliced from 7 exons.